Cantharellus anzutake is the source of this 683-nucleotide messenger RNA. RefSeq lists its product as uncharacterized. Lineage: Eukaryota; Fungi; Basidiomycota; Agaricomycetes; Cantharellales; Hydnaceae. Gene Ontology annotation, biological process: endoplasmic reticulum to Golgi vesicle-mediated transport. The record is from RefSeq and is a predicted model, not a curated record. The transcript has 2 exons. The coding region runs from base 198 to 476 and encodes 92 amino acids.
AGAUUCAAAGCACCGUCAUCUCUGUCCUACCGAGACCGCUCGCAAGGAUCGACCCAAGGGACCAAUACACCACCUUACUCGGGUCGUUCGUCGCCGUAUAGCGGUACACUCGAAAAUACCAAUAGCCAUUAUGCGUCGUCAAAUUCAUCGUCGACGUAUUAUAAUGGCACCAUGCCGGGAACAGGGUUGGGUUAGGGAUGAAUGGAAACUCGACGACGCUGAGAUACCAAUCGCAAAGGACGGCGGAGGAGUUGGAGAGUCAGAAUGAUGAGAGGAUUGAUGGACUGAAUGCGAAGAUUAAACUGUUGAAAGAUAACGACGCUUUCACAGAAACAACCGACAUCUUAAGUGGGACCUUUAGACGAAUGAACGCCAUGGCCACACGACAAGGGGGACGAUGGGCAUGUUACAUGAUCUUUCUGGCUCUUGUCUUUUCGUUCUUUAUCUUUGUGUGGUUUGUCCGGAAGGUGACAUGAGCCCCUCACUUGAAUUCACCUUACCACAGACCAUACCUCUGCAUUCGCUGCUCCCAGUUGCCAGUGAGGACAACAUCCUAUCCUUCUCGCCCUUCGUCUUGCGUCUGUUUAUUUAUGCGUCACUCAUGAUCAUGGACAAUAGUUAGCUCUCAGCACUGUUUAUUUCUCAACAAUAUAUCUCAUGUCAAUCAAGGCUUAUUCCACGUA